AUGAACCUUCUCUGCCACACCAUCGGGGUUCUUUACCACACGCCUCUCUGUUAUCUCACCGAAGCUGAACUGAGCAAAGCUUCCAAGGAUUUGUAUGAUCUGACACAAGCCGGUUUUAAGCUGGACUGGUUGCAUUCUAAGCUCGACAACGUUUCCUCAGAGAAGAAGGCUUCUGAAGAACGGAUUAAGGAACUCAAACUAGAGGUCAAUCAACUCGUGAUGACCAUGUCUGAUCUCAAAGAUGAGAGGAAAAAGGAGAAGACGAAGUUGAAGAAGCAACCAAGCUGGAUUCACUUGGCCUAA
Molecule: messenger RNA, 303 nt
Organism: Capsella rubella
Lineage: Eukaryota; Viridiplantae; Streptophyta; Magnoliopsida; Brassicales; Brassicaceae
Product: MATH domain and coiled-coil domain-containing protein At2g42465
Exons: 1
Coding region: 1-303 (100 amino acids)
Source: RefSeq, a predicted model, not a curated record